AUGUCGCAACUUGCGAGUUUAAAACAAAACCGUGUCCGAUGGUGCAUUACGAAGGUUGUGAAUGGAGAAAGUCACCAAAAACACGUAAUUACAAGUGGAAACAACAUCUUUAAAGUCGAAGCAUCAUUAUCAGAAGCUAACAACGUAAAAUUAUUAUCCGAUAACAACAAAAACUGUAUUUUAACCACUUUGGUUGCCGAUAAUAAAUUAUAUUACUCUUUAAAUCCAAUGGAACAAUACUUGGAAAAUGACGAAUACACAGUGAAACACAAAAGUAACAAUUUGGAAAACAACUAUUUAGCAACCGUGGGAACUCUUACAAGACUUAAUGGUAUGUUUGCUGAAAGGAACCUCAUUAAAAACCCCAAUGCUACUGUGGUGGACAUCGCUUCAUUAAAACAUCUCGCAGACAAAAAUAAUAUGAUCACGAACGAAUUCAAUCUAAAUCCAAAAGGGAUCGAUGAAAAUAUGUUGAAACUAUUGGAAUGCCCGAUUUGCAUGGAUAUAAUGCGUCCGCCAAUUUAUCUGUGCACCACUGGACACAAUAUAUGUGAUUCUUGUCGUAAAAAAGUUAAACAGUGUUCCUUGUGCAGGACUGAGCGGACCCAUGUAAGAAACUAUUUCGUUGAAAAUUUUACCUCCAAAAUGAGAUAUCCAUGUAGGUUUGUUGAAUCGGGAUGUAAAGAGGUCGAUAUUGUUGAUAGAAUAAGAAAACAUGAAGAAUUUUGUAUUUUUAAAGUUUUCGAAUGCCCAAUGCAAGAAUGCUGUCAAGCUGAACAAGAACAAGAACAAGAACAAGAACAAGAACAAGAACAAGAACAAGAACAAGAACAAGAACAAGAACAAGAACAAGAACAAGAACAAGAACAAGAACAAGAACAAGAACAAGAACAAGAACAAGAACAAGAACAAGAACAAGAACAAGAACAAGAACAAGAACAAGAACAAGAACAAGAACAAGAACAAGAACAAGAACAAGAACAAGAACAAGAACAAGAACAAGAACAAGAACAAGAACAAGAACAAGAACAAGAACAAGAACAAGAACAAGAACAAGAACAAGAACAAGAACAAGAACAAGAACAAGAACAAGAACAAGAACAAGAACAAGAACAAGAACAAGAACAAGAACAAGAACAAGAACAAGAACAAGAACAAGAACAAGAACAAGAACAAGAACAAGAACAAGAACGAGAACAGAAACAGUCAAUGAUUAUUCUUUCUAUUUUAUAA
This is a messenger RNA of Brassicogethes aeneus, 1233 nucleotides long. The record is from the annotation of a GenBank genome assembly. NCBI's taxonomy places the organism in Eukaryota, Metazoa, Arthropoda, Insecta, Coleoptera, Nitidulidae.